Molecule: messenger RNA, 1452 nt
Organism: Cariama cristata (Red-legged seriema)
Lineage: Eukaryota; Metazoa; Chordata; Aves; Cariamiformes; Cariamidae
Gene: CDK5RAP1
Product: CDK5 regulatory subunit associated protein 1
Exons: 12
Coding region: 19-1452 (477 amino acids)
Biological process (GO): tRNA modification; negative regulation of cyclin-dependent protein serine/threonine kinase activity
Cellular component (GO): mitochondrion; cytosol
Molecular function (GO): 4 iron, 4 sulfur cluster binding; tRNA-2-methylthio-N(6)-dimethylallyladenosine(37) synthase activity
Source: RefSeq, a predicted model, not a curated record
GAGACGUAUGGCUGCCAGAUGAAUGUCAAUGACACGGAGAUUGCCUGGGCCAUCCUGCAGAAGAAUGGCUACACGAGGACAAAGGAGUUGGAUGAGGCAGAUGUGAUUCUCCUUGUCACCUGUUCUGUGAGGGAGAAGGCAGAGCGGGCUAUCUGGAAUCGCCUGCAGCACCUCAAGGCGCUGAAAGCCCGGCGGCAGCAGGCUCGCCUACCUCUCCGCAUUGGGAUUCUAGGAUGCAUGGCUGAGAGGCUUAAGGAGGAGAUUCUGCACAGGGAGAAGCUAGUCGAUAUUGUGGCAGGCCCUGAUGCGUAUCGUGACCUUCCCCGGCUGCUGGCCGUGGCAGAGUCUGGCCAGCAAGCUGCUAAUGUCCUGCUAUCACUAGAUGAGACUUACGCAGAUAUUCUACCUGUCCAAACUAGUGCAGGUGGCACAACAGCAUUUGUAUCUAUCAUGCGGGGCUGUGACAACAUGUGUAGCUAUUGCAUCGUGCCCUUCACCCGUGGGCGUGAAAGGAGCCGCCCCAUCGCGUCCAUCCUGCAGGAAGUGAGGAUGCUCUCAGAUCAGGGAGUGAAAGAAGUGACCCUUUUGGGUCAGAACGUCAACAGCUUUCGAGACAUGUCUGAAGUGCAGUUUCAAUCAGCUGCCACCCCAGUCCUCAGUCGUGGCUUUAGCACAGUCUACAAAGCUAAACCGGGAGGCUUGCGCUUUGCACAUCUUCUAGACCAGGUUUCUAGAAUUGAUCCAGAAAUGAGGAUCCGUUUCACCUCUCCACACCCCAAGGAUUUUCCUGAUGAGGUCCUGCAGCUUAUCCAGGAGCGACACAACAUCUGCAAACAGCUUCACCUCCCAGCUCAGAGUGGAAGCACACGAGUCCUGGAGGCCAUGCGACGAGGAUACACAAGAGAGGCAUAUUUAGAGCUUGUACACCAUGUGCGUGACUCCAUUCCAGGAGUGAGCUUAAGCAGUGAUUUCAUUGCUGGCUUCUGUGGAGAGACAGAAGAUGAUCACCAGCAGACUGUGUCCUUGCUGCGGGAAGUCCGCUACAAUGUAGGCUUCCUGUUUGCCUACAGCAUGAGACAGAAAACCCGGGCGUAUCACCAGCUGCAAGACAAUGUGCCUGCAGACAUAAAAAAGAGGCGGCUGGAGGAGCUCAUUACCGUCUUUCGAGAGGAGGCUGCAAGGGCAAACGAGGCGAUGGUGGGCCAGUCUCAGCUGGUGCUGGUGGAGGGGCCCAGCAAGCGCUCUGCCUCGGCGUUGUGUGGGAGGAAUGACGGCAACAUCAAGGUGAUCUUUCCUGAUGCUGAGAUAGAGGAUGCUGCGGGCUCCAAGGCUCUGGUCAGAGCCCAGCCAGGGGACUAUGUGUUGGUGAAGGUAACCUCUGCCAGCUCGCAGACCUUGAAGGGAGUUCUGCUCUGUCGUACCACCCUCUCCCGCUCUGCGGCUCAUCGUUGA